UAUAUAUAUAUAUAUAGUAGUCAUUUGGAAAUAAAGAAACAUAAAAUGAUUCGUUCAUAAAAAACAAUAACUUUCUUUUACUACACCGACACUCAAAAUUGUCUCAAUCCUUUCUUCCUAGAAACUAAUUAUUCUUGUUGUACACUUUGGUAGACAAUUUUUGGAACAUUUUGUGAUCAAAACGAGGGAAAGAAGAAUGGUGGAUUCUCAUGGUUCCGACACGGAAUGUUCCUCAACCAAGAAGAGAAAGGAGAAACCCAAAGAAAAAGGGGUAUAUCAUGGGGCUCGCAUGAGGAGCUGGGGGAAAUGGGUCUCGGAGAUUCGGGAGCCUAGUAAGAAAUCAAGAAUCUGGCUCGGGACUUUCCCCACGGCGGAGAUGGCAGCCCGUGCCCACGAUGUUGCGGCAUUGAGUAUCAAAGGAAGCUCCGCAAUCCUCAACUUUCCCGAGCUCGCGGAUUUUCUGCCACGACCUGUCUCGCUCAGCCAACAGGACAUCCAGGCUGCUGCUACCAAAGCCGCUAUGAUGGAUUUCGAAACAGUAUCAUUCCAUCUUCAGGAUGAAACAACGCCGUUGCAAACUAGGUGUGAUACUGAGAAGAUCGAAAAGAGGUCAUCCUCAUCCUCAUCCUCAUCCUCGUCCUCGUCAUCUAUGCUCUCGGAGGAGCUAGGAGAUAUUGUGGAGUUGCCGAGUCUUGAAAACAAUGUAAAAACCGAUUUCGCGCUUUAUGACUCGUUAGAGGGGCUGGUAUCGAUGCCCCCAUGGUUAGAUGUUACCGAAGAAGAUUUUACGUAUGGACAUGAUUCAGUAAUGUUAGACCCACGUCUCCAAGAAAGUUUUUUGUGGAAUUAUGAGUAAGGUUCUGUUUUUGGAAUGAAAUUUACCUUUUUUUGUUUGUUUUGUUUUUUUGGACAAACAUAGUAGCUUUUUGUUUUCUCAUCUCUUUUUCACUUCGUGUUUUAUAUAUAUAUAUCUUCUACAUAUGUAAUUUUUCCAUUAGUAAACAAUGAUUCCGUUUUGGGUACGUAGAGGAGUUGUGUAAAUAAAAAAAAGCUUGAUAUAUAGUUAUUUUUAAAUAUCUUGCAUUUGCAAUGAAAAAUAUAUAGUUAUGCUAGUGUACACCACCCUGUUUUGAAACGGCAUAAUGUAUAUUAUUAAUUAAAAGAAGUUCUUGACCAAAAAAUAAUAAUAAUUAAAACUAGACUUGGAUGAGGUUACGUUCUUGGUAAGCUCAUGGACUUGGAUGAAGAUUCGCUCUCACUUUUCAAGGGGAGAGAAUGUGAGCAAGGGUUUGGAGUCCUUCUCCGUUGACAGCUUGGUCUCGGACCUCCUGUGAAAGGCUUCUAAAGCUUAUUAUCUUCUGCAACUAGGCGAUCAUAAUUUACGCUUGCCCUUCUCUUUUUGCAGCUCUCAAAGGAAAAACAAUAAAAUUGUCAUCGCUUCAUCUAACUCCCGCAGAU
Arabidopsis lyrata subsp. lyrata is the source of this 1458-nucleotide messenger RNA. Its product is annotated as ethylene-responsive transcription factor ERF042. Gene Ontology annotation, molecular function: DNA-binding transcription factor activity; DNA binding. Lineage: Eukaryota; Viridiplantae; Streptophyta; Magnoliopsida; Brassicales; Brassicaceae. Bases 197 to 856 code for a protein of 219 amino acids. The record is from RefSeq and is a predicted model, not a curated record. Gene Ontology annotation, biological process: regulation of DNA-templated transcription. The transcript has a single exon.